Messenger RNA from Larimichthys crocea (large yellow croaker), 4059 nucleotides. RefSeq names its product leucine rich repeat containing 32 (gene lrrc32). Gene Ontology annotation, molecular function: protein binding. The record is from RefSeq and is a predicted model, not a curated record. NCBI's taxonomy places the organism in Eukaryota, Metazoa, Chordata, Actinopteri, Sciaenidae. The transcript has 3 exons. Bases 38 to 2158 code for a protein of 706 amino acids.
CAGGAUGUGAUAGCUGGACAGCAGCCGGAGCACUGAGAUGUGGAAAGAAGAGUCAGCUGAGCAGAGCUUUUGGUUUGUGGUGUUUUCUCGGUUACUAUUGAUCCGUGAGUGGGUGGGUGUGUGCGCUGAGGAUGUGAAAUCAACAUGGUCAGGAGACUCUGUGAAGAUUAGUCAUCACCUGAAAGUGAGUGUGAUCUGGACUCUCUCUCCGUGCUGCAGCACCAUGGCCGCAUUCCAGCUGUUCUUCCCGCUGUUGAUCAGCUGCGUGGCAGCAUCCGCACAUCCUCCCCGCCACCUCCCUCCAUGCCAAGUUGUCCAGAUGGAUGUGUUAUGCAGCGAUCUGAGCCUUAGAAGUGCACCAGGGAACCUUCCUCAUGGUGUCCAAAUGUUGGACCUUUCUCGUAACCAGGUGCAAAAUCUUACCCAGGAAACUCUAGCAUAUCACACUGGCUUCCAUCAUCUGAAUCUUCAGGCGAACAAGAUACACUUCAUUCAACCGGGGCUCUUCAAAAACAUGACUGAUCUAAAAGUCCUAGAUCUGUCCAGGAAUCAUCUGAAUGUUUUUGCUCUCUCCAAAAUCAACAUUGGGCCUCUUACAGUUGUAGAGUCACUUGAUCUUUCAAAUAAUGGGCUAUAUACAGGAAUGUCUGACUAUUUCCUGGCUGAAUCUCCAGCGCUGGCAAACCUUUCUCUCAACAGCAAUAGCAUCACUAAAAUAGCACAAAAUACUUUCGAUGGAUCCUUGAACUUGACGAAAAUCAGCCUUCACAAUAACGUCAUCAUGGAGAUUGAAGAUGGAGCUUUCGACUCCUUGAAACAUCUGAUUGAACUUGAUUUGUCCAAGAACUCGAUCACGUGCAUCACAGACUUCAAUCUAUAUAAUUUGGCAGUGCUCAAUCUUAGUAAGAACAGUAUGGAGCUUUUCCUAAGUGCAAAAACAAACCAUUUAUAUAAACUUCGCCAUCUUGAUUUGAGUGAAAACAAAAUGCGUUACUUUCCUCUACUCCCUAAAAACAAUAAGCUUGAAUACCUGGACGUUUCACGAAACCAACUUCAGACCCUCAAUAUCUCGGGAAGUCCGGAAAAAAGGACUGUUUAUUUUUAUCAUCUGAGAUAUCUGAAAUAUCUGGACAUGAGUUACAACCAACUCAAAAGCUUACCAGAGUCCUUUUUUAACUGUAUGCCAUCACUUGAGGUCCUAAAUGUGAGCAACAACUGUAUUAGCUCGUUUUCUCUCACUAAUGAAGAUCUUCUACAAAAAAUGAAGAUUAUUAAUCUCAGCUAUAACUCGUUGCAGAGUCUGACAUUUGGGGAAAAUACUCUGCAAUCGCUGGAAGAGCUCUUCUUACAGGGAAACGACCUCACUACCCUGGACCAUCACAUAUUUCAAAGACUUCCAAGUAUCAAACACCUGCAACUCCAGCAGAAUAACCUGAAAAUCUGUACCUCAGACCAAAACCACCGGGAUCCUCCAGAUUGUGUCUCCUUUACUUCCAUACCAAACUUGCAGUUCCUGAACCUCUCUGAAAAUAAUCUGUGGACUCUCCCUGCAAAUGCAUUUGCAAACAGCCCACUGAAGUUACUGGACUUGUCCCUGAACCCAGGCUUAGAUAUGGAUAAACACUCCCUCUCUGGUCUGGAGCAUUCCCUGGUUCACCUCCUGUUGAGGGAGAACAACAUUUCAAGUUUAAACACAGCCCUAUCAUCGCUGAAGAGUCUCAAAAACAUAGACCUGUUCACUAACCGGCUGAACACCCUACCUAUGUUGAACAAGGAGUCCUCCAUUGAGUCACUAAACCUGCAGAAUAACAACCUCGUCACCCUGGAGUACAGCACCAUGCUUGCUCUGGAGCACUCACUAAAAACCCUCUACAUGGGCUCCAACCCUCUGAGCUGCUGCAGCAAUCUCGACUUCCUCAACAUGGUCCAGCACUCAGCUCUGGUGGUUCCUGACAUUGAGAUUGCGACCUGCAUUCAUGAUGAGUAUUCAGAACCGGUCAACAUCGAGAAGGUGACUCAGGAAAUGUGUCAUAGAGCAGGUGUCCAAAACUAUAUUGUUUUUAUAUUGAUAGUGAUUCUUGUGAUGAUCGUGCUCGGGCUUCUGGUUAAAUGUUGCCAUUUAAGGAAACGAAAGCACAACCGAAGCUUUAGCGCGUAACACGAAUAAAGCCAUGAAGGAAUUAAUAGUUGAGACUUUUCCAAUUUCUGUUCACGAGAAGGUUGGUGUUUUAACUAGAGACAGUAGAAAAACUAUGAAUGUAAUGAUCUAAAGGGACAAUUUAAGGCCUUGUUUUUGGGUUUCCACUACCAUCUUUGCUAAAAGAGGGUACAAAUCCAAAUUUGGUCAAAAGGGAAGAAGCCUGGGUGAAGUUGAGAUGCAAGAGGCACCACAAUGGACCGACUGAUGAGGCUGAGACAUCUGUCAACCAAGAAAACGUGCCAUAAUAUCACCUAAAUGAAGAAAAUGCAUAUAACCAUUGAAAGCAGGACUUCUUGUGGAAAACAUUUUCUACUUUUGUAAAAGUUUAAAUGGACUUCUUGCAGUCAGUGUCUAUAGGCCAGUUCGGGAACUGUAACUUUAGAGCCUUAGGGCUCAAGCUUAGGUGUCUAACUGCUUGGUUGUAGUAUCAAGCCACCUGCUAACCAUUGAAUGUAAAAGGAAAAAUCCACACUAAAAGACUGAACAGUGUUGACCAUUUUGUCCACUGACAGAGCACACUGAAAUGCAACCAUAAAAUCUUAAAGGAAUAGUUUGACUUUUGAAGGCUUAUUUAUUUGUUUCCUUGCUGAACGUUAUUUGAGAAGAUUGAUAGCACUUACUUACUAUGUCUGUGUGCUAAAUAUGAAGCUAGCUAGCUUAGCUUAGCUUAGCAUAAAGACUGAAAACAGGAGAAAAUAGCUAGAAUGACUCAGUCUAAACGCAACAUAUCAACACCUCUAAAAGUCACAAAUGAAUACUUUUGGAAAGAGCUAGGCUAACUGUUUCCCCCUGUUUCCAGUCUUUAUGCUAAGCUAAGCUAACUGACUGCUAGCUAUAGCAGGUAUCAAUCUUGUGAUCUAACUUUCAGCAUGAAAGGAAACAUUUGAACGAGGGGUUCCUGAAAAUGAUCAGUGACGUUAAGUGUAAGAUCAGCUCAGUGGAAAUUUCCUUAAGCUAAAAAUAAAGAAUGCAACACUACAAAAGGUCAUGAAACAAAAUGCUCUAUUCAUGGAGGAUGAAGUAUGAUUAGAUGAAGAAUAUGUAGUCAUCUGAGAUGACUCUACACUGCCCAGAAGAAUUUUUAUAAACCAAUCCAAACCUUCCCUUUAUGUAGUUUGCACUUUAAACUUCCUCUUGUUUGUGUGAUUGUAUUUUGUUCUGUGAUUGUCAACACUAAGUUAUGAAUAAUGUUUUUAUUAUAAAAACUAAGCUGGACAUUUUAAACAGUAUGUUUUCUGUAUUGAUCCCAGGCCUGUGGUGCUCCUCCUGGACACAAUAUCUAGUAUCGACUUGAUAUAAAAAUGUUUAGACACCCUUUAAGGAUGAAAAUGAAAGCUGGGCUAAGCACUGAAAUUAAUAACUGUGAUACUCGGACAUAGAAGUACAAUAUAUAUACUGUAUUUUUCUAAAUAAUUAAAUUAAUAUGAAAUCCAGCGCUGUAAUGUAGUGAGCUACACUGGGAUCCACAGUUUCAUAUGAUUUUAAUGUGUUUGUCCUAAAGUUAUUAUUAUUAUUAGGAUUAUUAUUAAUACUAUGAUGUUAUCUACAAGUCUUGCUGAUUUGUAGAUAACAACAUUUUUCUCAUCCUGUGAUGUUUGUUUUGUAAUGUAUGCAAUAUUUUGUACCAAAUGAAUUUUCUACACCUAAACAUUGUGUGAGACGUUAUUUGUGUAACAAAUACAUGUAAACCUCUGAACACAGGAUUCAUACCAGUCCAACCAAGGCCUACAGGCAUUCAUCUUCUGACACUCGAAAGACAGCUUUUUUAGCAAAAUCCUCUUUCAGUUGUUUCAAAUCUUUUCCAAUAUUUGAUACUAGUACAUUGUUUGAAUUGUAUUAAAACAUCUCAAGCUUUCUUG